AUGGCGGUGACAAGCCUCCUCAAGGCUCUCGCUGCCCUCACGCUCGUUUCUUCUUCCAUUUUUCCAGUUGCCGCAACCAGCAAUUCGAGCAGCUCGAUCUGCGCAACGUCGUCUAAAUGUAUUCCCUUCACCAUCGAUGUGACCUGGGGACCGUCCGAUCCAAGUAAAGGUCUGUCCAGAAAUGCCAUCCUCACCAAUGGUUCUCUCCCGGGCCCCCCGUUAAAGAUGAAGGUUGGUGACUGUGUCGACUUCACUGUCAUCAACAAUCUCCCUUAUAAUACUGGUGUUCACUUCCACGGUAUUCGACAACUUGGAACUCCGUGGGCCGACGGUGUUCCUGGCCUGAGUCAAUACUCCAUCACGCCAGGAACAAGCUACAUGUAUCAAUGGACCGCGGAAGAAUCUGGAAUGUAUUUCUACCAUGCGCACUACAAGGGACAGAUGAUGGAUGGUCUCUAUGGCGCUAUCGUCAUUCAACCAGCCGACAAUGCCAGCACUCCAUUCAGCCAGAUUAGCAGUGACGAGACGGACGUGAAACAAAUGACCGCUGCUGCUCUCGAUGUGGAGGCGGUCUUUGCGUCAGAUUGGAGCCAGUUCACUUUCCAGGAAUUCUUCGAGAUCGAGCAGACUGCCAAUAUCGACGAUGCUUGCACUGAUUCUAUUAUCCUGAACGGCUUUGGCUCUGUCUACUGCCUUUCAAGCACCGACUUGGCCGCAAAUUCCGCACCUCAGCUGCCUCAAAUUUUGAACGGGACCUCUUUGACGGCCAAGGGCUGCGUCCCCCCGAGCAAUCCAGUCAUCCAAGGUAACUUCUCACGUAAUCUGGCGGCCCUUCCGUCCGGUGCCUACGACGUUUGCACACCCUACACUGGCAGCAACUACACCUACUCUGUGGAUCCAAGCAAUGGAUGGGCUGCUAUGUCCUUCAUCAGCCCUGCUGGUUUUGCCCUGUUCAAGGUCACCAUCGACAGCCACAAGUUGUAUGUCUAUGAAAUCAACGGCAACUUCAUCGUGCCCCAGACAGUUGACGAGUUCGUCGUCGGCCCUGGCGAUCGCGUCUCUUUCUUUGUCAAACUCGACCAAACACCAGGCGACUACCAAAUCCGUGUUGCCAACGACGGUAUCAAUCAGGUCAUCUCUGGCUUCGGUGUCUUGUCCUACAAAGGUGGAAGUGGACCUGCUGGAGUUUCCGUCAUGAACUAUGGAGGCCAGAAUACCACUGCCGUCGUUACCUUCAAUCCCGCUGCUGCUGCUCCUUUCCCACCAAUGCAAGUUGCUGCAACUGCCGACAUGACCUUCGUCCUGGAUAUCAUGAAGUCUCCUGCCCAGCCUACGCUUUCAUGGGCCUGGACACUGUCUGGUUUUGAGUCCUACAACCAAACCAAUGACGACACCAAUCCACCUCUCCUGUUCCAGAAUCCUGCAAACAUUCCUUCAAGCGAUUUGAUCCUCGAGACCCAAUACAACAAAUGGGUUGACUUGAUCAUCAAGGUCGCCGGACCUGUUGCUGAGCCACAUCCUAUCCACAAACAUGCCAACAAGUUCUUUGCCAUUGGCAGUGGUGUAGGUUCCUUCAACUUUACUUCUGUCGCUGCAGCCCAAGCAGCCGGCUACCCAUUCAACCUCGAAAACCCACCUUAUGUAGAUGGAUAUACCAGCACUCCGGCCGAGGGCAACAGCACAUGGAUGGUCUUCCGAUACCAAGCCAACACCCCUGGGGCCUGGCUUCUUCAUUGCCACGUCCAAACCCACCUUUCCGGUGGUAUGGCCGUCGCCAUCUUGGAUGCCAUCGAUAACUUCCCUCAGAUCCCCUCGGACGUCGGCGCCGUCUGCCCUGGCUCAGGCUCCUCCGGCUCAACCAGUUACGGCAGCGGAGGCUACGGUUCUCAAGUAUCAAACGACAACAGCACCAGCACCGGUGGCGCGACAAUUGCCACCUUCACUGGUGCAGCUUCCUCGGUGGUGACACCUUCAUUUGCAUCGGUGCUGUUUAGCCUUGUCGCCAUCGCCUUUGCCUUCUAUACCCUAUAA
Molecule: messenger RNA, 2031 nt
Organism: Rhinocladiella mackenziei CBS 650.93
Lineage: Eukaryota; Fungi; Ascomycota; Eurotiomycetes; Chaetothyriales; Herpotrichiellaceae
Exons: 1
Coding region: 1-2031 (676 amino acids)
Molecular function (GO): copper ion binding; oxidoreductase activity
Source: RefSeq, a predicted model, not a curated record